AUGAUUGCUAUCAAUAUGCUGCCAUCUACAAUACCAGCAGAAAGGUCACAUUCACAAUCAGAAGCACAACAACCGACACAACAAAAAGAAUCACAGGAAUCAAUGUCCCUCCCUCUAGAGACUACCCAAUCAUCACCCACAAUCAAUAAUAUUCCAACUGCAUCAACAGAAACAAAAGCAGGUACAUCCACAACAACUCCUGCAUCAUCAUCCACAGCCCCCACACCUUCAGCUGCUAGUGAAGCUGGAUCACCUAGAAAACGAACUAUAGAUUUUGAAAAGAUUAGAGGGUUAUUACAAGAAGAGACAAAUGCAUAUCUCAAAGGAGUUAAAGACACUGAUGUUGAUUGGUUCAUUAGAGAUACUUCAAUGAAUACCAAUGUCACACCAAGUACGCUUACUUUGUCACUCAAUGCUGAGGCUAAGCAACCUAUCCUAAAGAAAUCAACUUCACAAACAAAUUUUAAAAUUGACCCCUCAGUAUUAGAUCAAGGAGAGACAUCACCAUCUGGUGUUUCAUCUCAUUUAAGUACCAAUAUAUCAAAUACCAAUGACAAUAUAUCAAGCAAAACGAAACCAUCAUUAGCCGAAGUACAAGAAGAAAGCAUUUCCUCAUCUCGAUGUCAACAGCAUCACGUCCCUGCAUCUACAUAUUCUCCUUCAAGAUCACAAUCUCAACCACAAAAUGAAUUCCCUUCACGCAGAAGAAAGAGUAGUACGGCUGGUUCGGUUACUAGUACAGCUAGCACCUCUUCAUUAACGGGAGGUCUUUUUUCCAAGUUGAAGGGUAAACUACAUAUUGCUUCAUCAUCGUCAGCAAACCCAUCUCCGUCAUCAUCUCCACCAACGUCAUCAUCUGCAAUGAAUAAGGCAGCUCCAAGCGGCUCAAAGCCAUCCUCCUUCCAGUUUAAACCUGACUAUGAUUUACGAUUGAAGAAGAAACUAAGCGAUUCGAGUAAUUCAUCACUGGGCAAUAGUCCCGUAGCUACCCCGACGAUCACACUAACUGAUCCCAAAAACAAUAAUAAAUUAACCAACCAUGACGAUACAUCAGAUCCAAGAUUAGAAGAAUAUAUCAAGUUUUAUCUGCAAAAAGAUAUCCGUCGUUCUUCAGUGGCAUCUAGAAAGUCGUCAGUAGUUUCAAAUGACAAAUAUCCAACUGCAUUAGUCAAUUGCUAUGAAGCUAAUCCAUCUAAUCAAAGCAAUUCCACAUCCAAACUUUCUUCAUUCUUACGAAGGAAAAGUGCCGUAAAAGGUAUGGAUAUGACCAAAGCAAAUGACUCAACUCCAUCAUUAGCGAGUGUUUCAACCGUUUCAAUUCCCAUUCCACCUAUUUCUGGACUUGAUCUUGACCCAAGUUUUAAAGGAUUAAAACCAUUGAAGCGAGUAGCAUUCCACUCAUCAACAUUCUUGAUUGACCCUCCUCAACAAAUCCCAUCUCGAAAUCCAAGAAAGGGAAAUGUUGAAAUUCUAGCUAAUGGCACGUAUCUUGUACACCCUUUAACUCCAGAAGAUAAGAUUGCUAUGGAAAAGUCACAAUUGGGAAUGGGUGGAGGUAUAAUUGUCGGAGGCUCUGGUGCCUUGGGUUAUAUGAAGAAGGAGGACAAGGAUCCAGAAGACGAAGAGAAUAAGGAACUGUCAUCUACAACAGAAGAAACGAAUAAAUCAUCCAAUGGUGAAGAAAAGGAAACCCAGAGCGAGGCAGAACCAAAGAAGAAAGACGAACCAGAGGAAGAGGAUGAAGAAGUAAAUGUCCAUGCCAAGUCAUUAGGAAUCGAUAAACCAUUAAUCCCACGUACACAAAUUUUGAACUAUAAGGCACCAGUCAAGAAAAUGGCAUUGGAUACAAUGUAUGCCCGUUGUUGUCACUUGCGGGAAAUCCUUCCAAUUCCAGCAAUACUUAAACAAAUUCCCAAAGGAUCAAUGGCACCUUUACCAGUGUUACAAUUACGUAAUCCAAACCCCACCAUGGUCGAAAUCCAAACAUUUGCCGAUUUUGUCAGAAUUGCUCCCGUUGUUUGUAUUUCAUUAGAUGGGGUUAGUUUAUCAGUUGAACAAUUCAAGAUUUUGUUGGCAUCGAUGAGUGCAAAGACUCAAUUGGAAAAAUUAAGUUUGAGAAACACGCCAAUCAACGAAGAAGGAUGGUCAUUGCUUUGUUGGUUCUUAUCAAGAAACAAAGUGUUGAAUAAAUUGGAUAUUACCCAAUGUCCUUCACUAGCUGUGAAUAUUUUGAAGAAGAGAAGGAAGAGACAGAAUAGUGAUGCUAAGAAGAAUGAGGAAAAGAUGACAAGAAUGACAUGUAAUCGAGACAAUAGAUCAGAUGUUGAUUGGUCCUUAUUUGUGGCUACUUUGGUGGCUAGGGGAGGUAUUGAAGAAUUAAUCUUGACAGGGUGUUGCAUUACUGAUAUUCAUAUUUUUGAAAAAUUGAUGAAGUUGGCAGUACUGAAGAAGACUAGUAGGUUGGGAUUAGCAUUUAAUCAGCUUUCAACUAGACAUUUUAAGAUUGUGGUUAAUAGUUGGUUAUUCCAAGAAUUUGCAAGAGGGUUAGAUUUGGGAUAUAAUGAUUUCCUGAGUGUUCAAUUUUUCAAAAUUUUAUUAGAUUAUUCCAAACGUGAUGAUUUUGACAAGGUUUUGAGUAAAUCAACAUUAUCGUUCCUUAGUUUGAAUUCUAGCAAUUGCACAUUUACUGAGAUUUUCAAAGAAGUGUUUGAGAAUAUUUUCAAAGAAGUGUUUGAGAAUGUAAUUAUGAAAUUUCCUAAUUUGAAAUAUCUUGAUCUUUCAAACAAUAAGAAGUUAUUUGGAACAUUUGGAAAGGCAAACAAUGAUGAAUUGACUACAGCUCUUGAUAUGGAUCUUUCAAAUUCAGCAACUAGCGAGCAUAGUGCCAAUUCAUCUUCGGCGCAAAAUGAAGUUGCAAUGGCUCAAUAUUUCACAUCUAGGUUCCCAUUAUUCCCGAAAUUGAUUAGACUCCAUCUUGAGAAUGAAAACUUUAGUCAAGCAUCAGUUUUACAAAUUGCUAGGAUUCUUCCAUUCUGUAAGAAUUUGGGAUAUUUCUCCAUUUUAGGAAAUAAGAUCGAUUUAACAUCCGCAAGUGCAUUAGUUAAUGCCGUUAAGAACUCCAAAACAUUGAUUAAUUUGGAUUGUAAUUUACUGGAAUUCCCUGACUUAUUCAAAGAAAGAGUUGGAUUGUAUACUAUGAGAAAUAUGGAAAGAUUAUUAUAUGCAUCAAAGAAAGUAAACGGUGUAGCUAUGAAAUUGUCCAGUUCACAACAAAGUACUAAUUCAGAAGAUGAAACAGAGUCACUUACCGAACAACUUAAUAAUAUCCUUGCUUUGAAGGCACAACAGAAAUUAGAUUUGAAAUCUCCAGAAGUCACGAAAUUCAUCUCUAGAGCCCAAAGUAUACGUCUUGAAUUAAGAGAAACAAUUGACGAUUUAUUGAAAUUACAAUUGAAAAAUGCAUUAGAUUUAGAUGGGAAGGAAACUUUGAUUCGAUUCAUAUUUAUUGAUUCUAGUAUUGAGAAGGGACUUCAAUUGAUUGAUUCAAGUUUAGUCGACAAUGAAAAAACAAAAGCAGAAUUAUAUCUUACGAAAGUUGGAGAACGUGAAAAAGAUCAUCAUGCAAGCCUGGAAUACUAUCAAGAUAGGACCCAUGAAGACCAUCUUAAUCAAGCCCAAGAUGUGGCCAAUAAUUCUAGAUCACCUAUGCGUAUGUCAAGAUCCAGCUCACGAAAUAGUAUAAGUUCGUUAGAAAGAGAGGAAGGUUCAAUUUUGAAAUUGUCGAGAUUGAGAGAUUUUCAUCAUCCUGCUAUUGCAGCUCGCGAAUAUGAAGGAUUAUCUGGCGAAGAAUUACGUAAGAAACUUAUGAGUGUCGAACUUUCGGAUUUGGAUAAGAUUAUUGGAUUUUUGGGUAGAUUGCGUGAAAAAGGUGUAUCUCUUGAGAACAUCUUCCAAAAUCACGGGGAAGUUGAAUUGACUAGACAAGUUCAUGAUGUUUUAGAUAUGUCGGAAAUCAAGCAGAAGUUGAAGGCAAUUGCUGAUUGUAUCGGAAAGGAGAAGGAGAAUGAAGAUAAGAAUAAAGAAAAGGAGCUGGAUAUCGACACCAAUGAAGACUCGAGUGAAGAUAAACCAAAGAAUGAAGAUAAGGAUGACUCAUCCGGGGAUCAAAAGCCAGAUCAAGAUACAGAAGAGGUUAAAGUUGAUUUAUUUAGUGAUAUCAAUGAAACGUAUGACAAGGUUUUGCGAAGCCUUACCAAUUAG
This is a messenger RNA of Hemisphaericaspora subhashii, 4260 nucleotides long. It is a transcript of the gene MHP1, whose product is annotated as Mhp1p. Bases 1 to 4260 code for a protein of 1419 amino acids. The record is from RefSeq and is a predicted model, not a curated record. The transcript has 2 exons. Lineage: Eukaryota; Fungi; Ascomycota; Pichiomycetes; Serinales; Debaryomycetaceae.